Messenger RNA from Quercus robur (English oak), 1065 nucleotides. RefSeq lists its product as uncharacterized. The coding region runs from base 6 to 965 and encodes 319 amino acids. The record is from RefSeq and is a predicted model, not a curated record. The transcript is spliced from 2 exons. Lineage: Eukaryota; Viridiplantae; Streptophyta; Magnoliopsida; Fagales; Fagaceae.
CGACAAUGAAGGGUAACAAAGGGAAAGAUGUAGCUGGUGAGGGAGAUCGUCCUGAGGUUGGGGACGUCCGUCCUGGAGCUGUACCCCAAACUCGUCCGUCUGCUGGGGACAAAAGAAAGUCCUUACCGAAGAAUUUGGACUUGGGGAGUCUUCCUAGCAGGCGGGACAAAAGAGUGAAGCAUUCAUCGUCUAAGGUGGCCAAGCCUAUUUUGCCUCAGCCCAACCUCUCCGUCCAAACAAUUGAUGUGGACGUAUCUCCACCUGUGGAGAUGACCUCGUCCAAGACCCCUCCUAGGACGACUGCACCUACCUCGUCUCAGCUCCCGUCGAGAGUGUCUUCGAACAUAGUUGAAAACGAAGAUUUGGCUUGGCAACGUUUUCAAGAAGCUGUGAAGGACGAGGACAUUCAUGCAUGUUAUGACAUGUCUUUAAAAGACUUUGAACAUUCUGGUGUUCAUGAUCUUUUUAAGGCCAUGUCCAAGUUCAUCGCAGCGUCUAGGCAAGCCACAGAGUUGGACAAGACGAGGAUUUUGCUAGAGACGACCAUAAAAAACGUGAGGGAGGAAAGCAAGAAAUGGGCUGGGGUUGCUGCUGAGGCUAAGGAGAAGGAAGUGGAGCAGCUAAACUUGAUCGCAGAGUUGAAGGCCGCUGUGGUGGAGAAAGACUCCCGUCUUGACCACCUUCAAGCGAAGAAUGACGAGCUAAGUACUUUCCUCUCCAAGGCUAAGGACGAUGCCAUUGCGGAGUUCAAAGCGUCCAAGGAAUUCACAGACUUGUUGGACCGCAACUAUGCAGCGGGUUUUGAAGACUUUAGGAUGGACGCUGUUGAAAACUUCCCUGAGGUGGACUUCAACUCUAUCAAACUUAACCUGAAUGCUGCUACCAGCUCUCUUCUCCAAACCAGCUCUGAGGACGUCAAUAUUGAAGACGAUGCCUCUACCCAGCCACCCACUGCUCCUACUUAAGAACGUGUUUUUUUUUUCUGAUCCUUUGUCUUUGGAUCUUUCGAUGUAAUUCAAGUACACUAAACUCGUCCAAAGUUUUGAGGACGAGGUAUUGAAACCU